AUGUUGAACAAACAAUGGAAAUUAAAUGAUUAUUUAACUUAUAUCCUUCUAACGUUGAUAUUUUUAUCUGCAUGGACAGAUAUUAAUGGAAUAUUUACUGAACUACCUCAAAUUAUUUUAACACAACCUGAAGGUUGGAGAUUGGGAAGUCAUCUUGGAUUUGUUGCCAGUUUGAGCAAUAUUGCGCCAUUGGCUUUAGUUUUUUGUAAAUGUGUUUGUCGAAAUCGUCCUCUCAAUAUUAUUCCGAUAAAUUACAUCGUUAUUUUCAUUGGAAUGAUCUCAUGUUUGUUGCUUGUAUUCUUGUGGUCGAAUACAACAUAUCUUUUUCAUCAAAAACGUAGUGUGGCUCUUCUUAUUCUGACGUUCUUUCUCGCAUUACUUGAUUGUACAUCGAUGGUUUCGUUCUCACAUUACAUGACACGUUUUCCAGCUGAAUUUACUAGUGCACUUUUCCUGGGUGAAAGUCUCACAAUGAUCAUUCCGAGUCUAUUAGCGAUUUUACAAGGUAAUGGACGAUUAACAUGCGUCUCUUCAACUAACUUCAAUACAAUAUCGAAUGCUUCAACAGUUGCCAUUUACGAAACGGCUCGAUUUUCAGUUUCUGUCUAUUUCUUCUGUAUUUUUCUGUUACUAUGCGUGUCAUGUACUGCUUUCGUCUUAUUACAAUGUACAAAUGUCACAAAGAACGUUGGCAACCAAGACGCGACAGUUGAACCGAUGAUGACUGAAGUACACCCUAUCCCUGAACCACCACUACGUAAACUCAGUCCGAAGUUCUACAUUUUGCUCCUAAUCGGAGCUUUGUAUACAAGUUCAAUUUUGUAUGGAAUAGUUUUCUCAAUUUCAGCCUACGUUCUUAUGCCGUACGGUCAUAGAAUCUUUUAUUUGGGUACAAUCCUUUCACCAUGGAUGUUUGCACUCGUCUGGUUUCUGGGCACAAUCAAACCACUGAUUGCCAAACGGUAUCUGUUAAUUCUGAUUAUAGUUGGAUCGAUUAUAUUCAGUUUUGAUUUGAUCAUAGCAGUCAAAAGUCCAUGUGUGCCCUUGAUGAACACAAGUGUGGGGAGUGUGCUCGUUCUGGUCAUUUGGUUAAGUCCUUACAUAUUCCUUGGCUAUCCUCGUCUAGUCAUUGCUAAUUAUGUUCGUACUCAUUCACCAAAUGGUAUGUUUUGGUUUGGAGCACAGGUGCAAUUGGGCGCGCUGAUAGGUUCGGUGCUUUCAUAUCUCGCAGUCGAAACGUUCUCGUUAUUCAAAGAACAAAUACCAUGUCAACGCGUACAAUGCUAA
Messenger RNA from Adineta ricciae, 1287 nucleotides. The record is from the annotation of a GenBank genome assembly. NCBI's taxonomy places the organism in Eukaryota, Metazoa, Rotifera, Eurotatoria, Adinetida, Adinetidae.